Messenger RNA from Vigna unguiculata (cowpea), 2173 nucleotides. RefSeq names its product cell division cycle 45 (gene CDC45). Gene Ontology annotation, molecular function: DNA replication origin binding; single-stranded DNA binding; chromatin binding. Gene Ontology annotation, cellular component: DNA replication preinitiation complex. Gene Ontology annotation, biological process: DNA replication initiation; mitotic DNA replication preinitiation complex assembly; double-strand break repair via break-induced replication. The record is from RefSeq and is a predicted model, not a curated record. Lineage: Eukaryota; Viridiplantae; Streptophyta; Magnoliopsida; Fabales; Fabaceae.
CAUUUCAAAAAGUUCAAACACAACCUGUGUUCUUUCUGAAUCUUCUCCUCUUCAAAAUUCCCAAUUAUCCUCAUGAUUCAUCAUUUUUCACACAACAAACCCCAAACCCUUUCUUCUUCAAGGUUACAAUGAGAGAACAAAGCGUUGAUUCCUUCUACGCCAAGCUUCGUGAUUCUGCUUUAUCUUCUUCCUCUUCGCCGGUUCUCAUUUUCCCUUCAACCUCCGACGUUGAUUCUCUCUGCGCUCUCAAGAUCAUCUUCCAUAUUCUCGAAUCCGAUUCCAUUCAAUACGCCUGCUACCCUGUCUCCUCCUUCCACGAGAUCCAUAAGUAUGUAUCUUCUUCUGCCUUAGACGACGACCCUCUCUCCAUUGUUUUGGUCAAUUGGGGCAACCACCGGGACCUCCGCAAAAGCCUCAGUCUUGGCCCCAAUGUUCGCGUCUUUGUUGUCGACAGCCACAGGCCCAUCCAUCUCCGUAACCUCAGUGACCAAAACGACGCCGUUGUUGUCCUCUUCACCAAAUACGACGAGCAGCAGUCUGAUCUUGCCUAUGACUUCGACCUCACCACACUUGCCAACGCCACUGCGGCUGAUGGUGAUGAAUCUGAACCUGAAUCUGAAUCUGAAUCGGAGUCUGACGACGACGAAACCGGAUCUAGAAAGAGGAGAAAAAAGAACGAGGAUGACGAGGAGGAUCCGAUUACACUGUACCGGAAGAUGAAGAAGGACUACUACCGUUUGGGGACUUUCCAUGGGAAGCCGUCCGGGUGUUUGAUGUACGAGCUCGCGGAUUCUCUCAGGAAGAACACCAAUGAGUUGCUCUGGUUGGCCUGCGUUUCGCUCACGGAUCAGUUUGUGCAUGAGAGGUUGAGUGAUGAGAGGUACCUGGAUGGGGUUAUGGAGCUUGAGCAGCAUAUAAACAGUUCUGGGAAUUUGGAUGUGGUUACUUCGGUUACACUGAAGGAUGGGACGAAAAUUCGUGCCCCGAAUUCUUCGCGGAUUACUUAUGAGGACCAGCCAAGGCUUAUGCUGUUGCAGGAGUGGAGCUUGUUUGACUCCAUGAUGUGCUCUUCGUACAUUGCCACUAAGUUGAAGACGUGGAGUGAGAAUGGGGUGAAGAAGUUGAACCUUCUGUUUGGGAGGAUGGGGUUUGCUCUUACCGAUUGCCAUCAGAAGUUUCAGCACAUGAAUGUGGAGGUGAAGCGCAAGAUGAAGGAGGAGUUUGAGCGGUUUUUGCCUGAGUAUGGACUUACUGAUUUCUACUACAGGAGUUUCCAGAGGACUCUUAAGUAUAGUUCUAAGGUUUCUGCCGCGGAUGUAGUGUAUGGCGUGACUGCUUUGCUCGAGUCUUUCGUGAAAUCGGAUGGUUCUAGUGCUUCUAAGCAAUUUGGUGUGGCAUACGAUGCGCUUUCUUUGAACAAUAUUGACAGCUUGAGAACCGGGAUGCAACAUGCUAUUAAGAUUCAGAGGGCCAUUUUAAGGCAAGGGAGUGCUGCAAUUACUAAGAAUGGGUGCAUUAGGAGUGGGAGGAGUUUCCGGUGGUUGAAAUUGGAGGAUUCAAGUGAUGCUAAGUUGUUGGGGUACCCACAGGCAUUGACUAAGUUUUGUUAUUUUCUUAUGGAUGCUUUGAGGGAGAGGGGGGCGACAAUGAAACCUUUGCUUUGUGCUUGUGUAUCACAAGAGCCUGGGAAGGUGCUGAUUGUAGGGGUUUGUGGGAGGCCACGUUUGGCUGGGGCUCGUGGGAAUGCAUUUGGGAUUGCAUUUAGGACGGCUGCAGAGGAGAUUGGAACUGAGUUCUUCCAUGAGUUAUUUGAAUCAUCAUGGAUUGUUCUGGAUGCUUCAGCUGUGAAUUCUUUCAUGGUUAGGUUGAUUGAGAAGCUGUGAUGCUGCUGGAUUUCUUAUUAGAAUUAGUUCUUUGAGGAAGUGCCUUCUCUAACUGCUGUGCCUGGGACUGAGAUUAGCAAUAAGUGAUGUGCAGUGGUUGAUAUUGCACCAAGACAUGACUCUUUUUUUAGUUAAUUGUAUUGUGAUUUAUAGCAUAUUCAUUUGACUUUUCUUACCUGUUUCCCCAAAAAUGUUACCUUGACAUUUUCAUGUAACUACUGUUCUAUUCCAAACUAGAUGUACCAUUGCAAUAUUGAAUUGAAAGUACGAGAUCGGACGAAGUUUACAUA